UUUUUCUGUUUGCCUUGUUCCGGACGUGCGACACGCGCUUCUCAGUUAAAUCACCAGUCCCCUGUGACGUCUGUUUUUCUUUGACGACUCUUUUCAACUUCAAACCUUCAUAAUGGCCUCGGAAUACGAGCAAGAGAACGGUCGCUAUGACGACGAGCCUCGUUUCGACCGUCACCGCAGCGCAUCUCCUCGCGAUGAGAUUAGAGAUGACCGUGCCCGGAGCCGCUCCCCCAACGGCCGCAUUGAUGAUCGACCAAGCGGAUAUGAGAGAGGUCCUGUUGACCCCCGUAAGAUGCUCGACGAUGAUGAGGAGGGUGCCCAGAACACCGGUUCUAACCUUUUCGUCACUGGCAUCCACCCUCGUUUGUCUGAGUCGGAUUUGACGCGUCUGUUCGAGAAGUACGGUGACGUCGAGAACUGCUCCAUCAUGGUUGACCCUCACUCCAAGGAGUCGCGUGGCUUUGGCUUCGUGAAAAUGGUUACCGGUGACCAGGCGGAUGCUGCCAAGGAAGGUCUGCAAGGUGAGGUCAUUGAAGGCCGCACUCUGAGCAUCGAAAAGGCUCGUCGUAGCCGUCCUCGCACCCCUACCCCCGGCAAAUACUUUGGACCUCCUAAACGAGGUGAGCCUGCAGGUCCCCGUGGUCGUGGUGGCCCCCGUGGUGAUCGCUAUGAUGACCGCCGUGGUGGUUUUGGUGCUAGCUGGCGCCGUGACGACUACCGCUACGGUCGCUACGACUCCUACAGUGACCGUAGCCGCGACUAUGGUGGUGGUGGCCGUGACUACCGCGACUACCGUCGUGAUUACCGUGAUGACUAUGGCUACCGUGGCAUCGACCGCUACGCUUCUGGUGGCGGCCGCGAGGACCGCUACAGUCGCGACGACCGCCGUGGUGACGACCGCCGUGGUGGUGGUGGAAGCAGCAGCGGCGGUGGUGGUUAUUACGACCGUGAUGCUAACCCUCCCAGCUACAGCCAGGGCGGUGCCCCUCCGCGUGACGCAUAUGCUAGCCGCUCCUAUGGUGAUGACCGGUACGCUAGCAGGUAGGUGAAGAUAUGUCGGAAUGAUCAGAUGUCGAAGUCGGUCGAAGGCACCUAAUUUUUCUUGCUUUU
This is a messenger RNA of Aspergillus ruber CBS 135680, 1110 nucleotides long. RefSeq names its product RNA recognition motif domain-containing protein. Gene Ontology annotation, cellular component: spliceosomal complex. Lineage: Eukaryota; Fungi; Ascomycota; Eurotiomycetes; Eurotiales; Aspergillaceae. The record is from RefSeq and is a predicted model, not a curated record. Bases 113 to 1045 code for a protein of 310 amino acids. The transcript is spliced from 4 exons. Gene Ontology annotation, biological process: positive regulation of mRNA splicing, via spliceosome. Gene Ontology annotation, molecular function: RNA binding.